CGUCUAAACAAAAUCUCCAAAUCACAAUCGCAACCAGCGUUUCUCCACCACAACUCUAAUAAACCUUCCUCCAUUUUAUCCAUCACCCACUUCUACUCCUACAUACAAUUUUACAAAUCUCUUCCUGACGGACAUUUACCAUCCCCGCCAUCCACACCCAAAAAAAAAUAUCGCCUUUCUCAUCUCCCCUCUCUACCUUCCCCUAACACUAUCAUCGACUAGUUCGAUUCCUCCCUCCCACCCAAUCCGGACAGUUUCUUGCUUUGUCCCUCUUGAGACGCAACGUUUCGUCCCGAUAUUUUCUAUCAGGCCAUUGAAGCCGACGCAGAGUCUAGCUUUUUUUUCGUUAUCAAGCACCCCUCUUCUUGACCUUGUCGAUAAGAUCGCUUCUACCUAAUCAGGCGCGCAAAUUUCUUCACAACCCAGCGCAACCAUGGCGACAAACGGCAACGUCAACCAUACCGACCAAUUCUCGGCGGCCCCUGCUGCUACAGCUUCCGGAAACCCUGCUCCUCCUACCGACCAGACAAGUACCACCAGCUCCAAUAACAACCUUGGAAAGGAUGAGGUCGCUUGGUUUUUCGUCGAGCAGUACUACACCACCCUCAGCAAAAACCCAGAGAAGCUUCACUUAUUCUACGGAAAGCGCUCUCAGUUCGUCUAUGGUCUUGAGGCAGAGGUCGCCAACGUUUCUGUCGGCAGACAGAACAUCCAGGAGCGUAUCAAGCAGCUAGAUUUCCAAGACUGCAAGGUUCGUGUCUCCAAUGUCGACUCUCAGGCCUCGUACGACAAUAUCGUCAUUCAAGUUAUUGGCGAGACUUCCAACAAAGCUGGAGAUCCAAAGAAGUUUGUUCAGACCUUUGUUCUAGCCGGCCAGCCAUCAGGAUACUUCGUCUUGAACGACAUUCUUCGAUACAUAGAUGAGGAAGGUGACGAGGAGCCGGCUGAGACUGCUCAGGAGGAGCAAGCAGAGCCUGCGGCCCAGGCUAUCCCGGCAGCCAAAGAGGAGCCAGAAACGCAACCCGCAGCACCAGUUGAGCAGCCUUCAUCACUUGAUGCCGGCGUUGUCGAAAAGAAAUUGGAGGAAGUGAGCGCCGCUCCCGAAGAAAGCGCUCCGAUCAACGGUGAUGUACCGGCUGAGGCAGUUGCCAAUGAAACCCCGGCAGCUCCAGAGCCCGCGAAAGAGUCCGAAUCUAAGGCUGCCCCCGAUGCUGAGGAGAUAGCUCAGGAGAUCGCAGAAGAAGAUGCCAAGGAGCCGGAGAAGCCCGCCGACCCAAAACCAGCACCCGCGCAAGCACGCCAGCCUCAAGCAAACACCACUGCUGCUCCUGCUGCUCCUGCUGCUCCGGCUCCGGCCCAACCAGCUAAGCCCAUGACAUGGGCGAGCCGAGUGGCUGCCGGUGCUGGUCCCCGGCCUGUGGUACCUCUUCCGAAGGCUGCAACCCCUGCAACCCCUGCAGCAGCGCCGCAAUCCCGCCCGGUCGCUUCCACACAGCCAGCAGUAUCUCAAGCACCCGCCCCAACCCAAAGCUCCGAGGCCGCAACACCCACUACGCCUGCUAAAGAGACAUCUACAGAGUGGCAGACAGCCGGCGGUGACUCAAAGCGACAGAACAGACCUCAGUCGAUUUCUGGACCCCAAACUGACAAGGAUGGCACUAUGGGAUACGUAAAAUACGUCACAGAUAAGGUAGACAAGGACGAAUUGAGGGCAGCAUUAGCUCAGCACGGCGAGUUAGUCUACUUCGAUAUUAACCGUUCGAAGAACUGUGCGUUUGUCGAGUUCGCCACUCACGCUGGGUACCAAGCUGCUGUAGCCGCGAACCCUCACGUAGUUAAUGGCGAGAGCAUCGUUGUGGAGCCCCGCCGUCCCAAGGCAGGUGCUUAUGGUGGUAGCAACUACAACUCAGGGCGGGGAAAUUUACAGAACCGCCCGGGAGGCCGCGGAGGAUUCGAGGGCCGGUCUGGUAGCCAGGGUGGACGAGGUAACUUUGGAGGACAGGGUCGUGGUCGAGGUGGUGGUGGUGCGCCCCGAGGCCGAGGUGCCUCUCAAGCUACGAACGCAUGAAUAUUCUAGUUACGGUACGAGGUCUUACGAAGUGAAGUAGGUACGGAGUGUAUCCGGACUCGGAACUCUCAAGGAGCGGGAAGCCGUCACUGCCACGCCUCAGAAAAGCGUUAGAUGCAGGAUUUUGGAGUUUAGAGAUGGAGUGGUUUAUGACUUGUACCAGAGUCUAUGCAGACAUCUCUCAGGAGGGGGGGUGUUGUCUUCAAGUCGGGUUUAAUUUGAGCACGCAUAUAUCAUUGCACGGUGAUCCCUUCAGCUAAUGGGGCCUCUCUUCUGCUUGGAGAGGGGGUUUGUACAUUGAUGGACGGCUGGAAAAGUUGGCAUUCAUCUGCAUGGGAGGAGUGAAUGGGUGAUAUUGGGAAAUUCAAAGGGCCAGACUUGUACAGUUGUACAAUAGGGGCAAAGUGAAAAGAAUUUUUUUAAGACUACGUUAUGUGUACUACCUAGUGUAAUGCUACGACUGAACGACUGGUGUUAAUAACUCUGAAUCUCGCAGUUACCUGUCGGCGUCAAGGAUGCAUUAGAAUCCGACGUGAUGCUUGUUAAAAAAAAAAAAAAAAAAAAGUCUGCAGUAAACAAGGACUUGUCAU
This is a messenger RNA of Daldinia caldariorum, 2658 nucleotides long. RefSeq lists its product as uncharacterized. The transcript has 5 exons. Gene Ontology annotation, cellular component: cytosol; Ubp3-Bre5 deubiquitination complex; ribonucleoprotein complex. Gene Ontology annotation, molecular function: mRNA binding. Gene Ontology annotation, biological process: protein deubiquitination; ribophagy. Bases 434 to 2068 code for a protein of 544 amino acids. NCBI's taxonomy places the organism in Eukaryota, Fungi, Ascomycota, Sordariomycetes, Xylariales, Hypoxylaceae. The record is from RefSeq and is a predicted model, not a curated record.